AUGGACUCUACGAAUCGUCUCAGUGCAAUCCAAUCCUUGUUGGUGGUCCAGCGAUGGAUUGGACUUCUGAAAUGGGAUAACGAGGAAGAAUAUGGCCUUUUGACCUGGCUAAAACGGAUUUAUCCCUUCGUAUUGCAUGUGCCACUGACUUUCACCUACAUAGCACUCAUGUGGUAUGAGGCCAUCACCUCAUCUGACUUCGAGGAAGCUGGUCAGGUUUUGUACAUGUCCAUAACCGAACUGGCAUUGGUCACUAAACUCCUGAAUAUUUGGUAUCGACGGAAUGAAGCAGCCAACCUCAUUAACGAAUUACAACACGAUCCUGCCUAUAAUCUUCGCAGUCCCGAGGAAAUCCAAUUCUGGCAGCGAAAUCAAAGGGAUUUUAAGAAGAUCUUCUAUAUCUACAUUGCUGGAAGUCUUUUUGUUGCGCUAAUGGGAUAUGUUAGUGUGUUCUUCCAGGAGGAAUACGAACUCCCCUUUGGAUACUAUGUGCCCUUCGAAUGGCGCACCAAGGAGCGAUAUUUUUACGCCUGGGGCUACAAUGUGGUGGCCAUGACUCUGUGUUGUCUAUCAAAUAUUCUGCUAGACACUCUCGGAUGCUACUUCAUGUUUCAGAUUGCCUCCCUCUUUAAGCUGAUGGGAAUGCGACUCCAGGCCUUGAAGAGUACUACCGAAGAGAAAGCCAAGCCGGAGCUGCGACGUAUAUUCCAACUUCAUGCCAAAGUUCGACAUUUGACAAGGGAAUGUGAAGUGCUAGUUUCGCCCUAUGUCCUUUCCCAGGUCGUUUUCAGUGCCUUCAUAAUCUGCUUCGGUGCCUAUCGACUAAUCCACAUGGGCUUCAAACAAAACCCUGGACUAUUCGUGACCACCGUGCAGUUUGUAGCCGUGAUGAUCGUUCAGAUUUUCCUGCCCUGCUAUUACGGCAAUGAGCUGACCUUCCAUGCCAAUGCUCUUACUAAUAGUGUCUUUGGCACCAAUUGGCUGGAGUACUCCGUGGGCACUCGAAAGCUGCUCAACUGCUACAUGGAAUUCCUCAAGAGGCCGGUGAAAGUGCGAGCUGGGGUGUUCUUUGAAAUUGGAUUGCCCAUCUUUGUGAAGACCAUCAACAACGCCUACAGUUUCUUCGCCCUGCUGCUGAAGAUAUCCAAGUAA
Molecule: messenger RNA, 1152 nt
Organism: Drosophila eugracilis
Lineage: Eukaryota; Metazoa; Arthropoda; Insecta; Diptera; Drosophilidae
Gene: Or94b
Product: odorant receptor 94b
Exons: 2
Coding region: 1-1152 (383 amino acids)
Biological process (GO): sensory perception of smell; detection of chemical stimulus involved in sensory perception of smell
Cellular component (GO): plasma membrane
Molecular function (GO): olfactory receptor activity; odorant binding
Source: RefSeq, a predicted model, not a curated record